Molecule: messenger RNA, 3243 nt
Organism: Rhinocladiella mackenziei CBS 650.93
Lineage: Eukaryota; Fungi; Ascomycota; Eurotiomycetes; Chaetothyriales; Herpotrichiellaceae
Product: eukaryotic translation initiation factor 3 subunit A
Exons: 3
Coding region: 1-3243 (1080 amino acids)
Biological process (GO): translation reinitiation; formation of cytoplasmic translation initiation complex
Cellular component (GO): eukaryotic translation initiation factor 3 complex, eIF3e; multi-eIF complex; eukaryotic translation initiation factor 3 complex, eIF3m
Molecular function (GO): translation initiation factor activity; mRNA binding
Source: RefSeq, a predicted model, not a curated record
AUGCCGCCUCCACCACAUAUCCGGCCUGAGAAUGUGCUCAGACGAGCACAAGAGCUCAUUGCCGUUGACCAAACUCAAGCCGCCCUCAAUGUUCUUCACGAACAUGUUACCUCGAAACGAUCCCGGAAUAGCCCCAUUGCCUCCCUGGAACCGGUCAUGCUCCUCUUCGUUGAAUUGUGUGUCGACCUGCGAAAAGGCAAAUCCGCCAAGGAUGGUCUUUAUCAGUACAAGAACAUUGCGCAAAACACGAACGUGGGCACUAUUGAGCUGGUGUUGAAAAAAUUCAUUGAACUCGCCGAGCAAAAGGUUCAAGAAGCGCAGGCAAAAGCUGAUGAAGUUCAAUCCUCGCUUGAGACUGCGGCGACCUCUACCAACCUCAACAUCGAAGAUCUCGAGGCGACCGAAACCCCGGAAACUAUCCUCCUGGCCACCGUAUCCGGUGAACAAUCUAAAGACCGAACAGAUCGAGCCAUUGUGACACCAUGGCUCAAGUUUCUCUGGGAGACUUAUCGCACCGUUCUGGAAAUUUUGAAGAACAAUGCCCGCUUGGAGGUCAUGUACCAGAGCACCGCACAUCAGGCAUUUGAUUUCUGUCUCAAAUACACCCGGAAGACCGAGUUCCGUCGUCUUUGUGAACUGCUGCGAAACCACGUUCAAAAUGCCGCCAAGUACUCUUCUCAAAUGCAUGCGAUCAAUCUGAACGAGCCCGAUACCUUGCAACGCCAUCUCGAGACUCGUUUCCGUCAAUUGAAUGUGGCCGAUGAACUCGAACUCUGGCAAGAGGCUUUUCGAAGUGUGGAAGACAUCCACAUGCUGUUGACGCUGUCCAAACGUCCGGCAAAGAAUGUCAUGAUGGCAAAUUACUACGAAAAGCUCACCAAGAUAUUCCUUGUCAGCGACAACUUUUUGUUCCAUGCUGCUGCGUACAACAAAUACUACAACCUGCUCCGUCAAUCCGCGGCCGCUGUCGCCGCUGGUCAGACUGCCAAGCGUGAUAACCCGGUCGUCACCGAAGAGACUCUGACCAAGGCUGCAUCGUUUGUCCUGCUCUCUGCACUGGCCAUCCCGGUUAUCAGCACCUCCCGCUCACGUGGAGCACUGGUUGACGUCGAUGAAGCUCGGAAAAACAAGAACAACCGUCUUACCAACCUCCUUAGCAUGCCCUUUGCCCCAACAAGAGCAGGACUCUUUAAGGAUGCUCUCAGCAAGGGCUUGUUGAAGAGAGUGCGACCGGAAAUCAGAGAUCUUUACAAUAUUCUCGAGGUUGACUUCCACCCGCUCUCGAUUUGCAAGAAGAUUUCCCCCAUUCUGGCUCAAAUCGGCGCUGACGCGGAGAUGGAGAAGUACGUGCUCCCUCUCCAGCAAGUCAUUCUCACCCGCCUCUUCCAACAACUGUCGCAAGUGUAUGAGUCCGUUGAACUGAGCUUUGUCACUCGACUUGCUCAAUUCCCGGCCCCAUUUGAGGUGACCCCGGCCAUGAUUGAAAAAUUCAUCAUGAAUGGAUGUAAGAAGGGUGACUUGUCCAUUCGUCUCGAUCAUGUUUCGGGUAUCCUGGCAUUCGACUCGGAUGUCUUCUCUUCGGCGAAAGCCCUUCACCCGGGCAACGCAGCAGGAUCUGCAGAGAGUGAAACUGGUUCCGUUCAACGACUGCAAAACACUCCUGCCGAGAUUGCUCGCUCCCAGCUGACCCGGUUGGCCAAGACGUUGCAUGUUACCUGCAUGUACGUUGAUCCAUCCUACAAUCAAGGCCGUCUAGCUGCGAGGGAGUCGGCACUUGCACGGGCUGAAGCUGGCGCACAACAAGAGCAUGAGAGAAAUCUGGAGAGGCGUAUCGUCAUCGAAAAGAAGAAGGAAGCGUUUUCUGAGGCACUCUCGAAGAGACAGAGAGAAGAAGAAACGCGCCGCCGUAUUCGGGCGCAACAACAAGCAGAGGCCGAAUCUCAGCGUCUGCGUGAUGAAACCAGAGCGCGUGAGCUUAAACGUGUCAAGGACGAACAGGCCCGCAUUCGUCGCCAGGAAAUGGAGAAGCAGCUGGAAGAACUCAAGGGCGGCAUGAAGAUUGAUCUUGAAGAUGUCAACAUCGACGAACUGGAUUCGAACGCCAUCCGCAUGCUGAAAUUGACGCAACUUGAAAAGGAUAAGAAUGAAAAGGACAGUCGUAUCCGCGUCACGGCCAAGCGGAUUGAUCAUCUGGAGCGAGCAUUCCGUCGAGAAGAACUGAAAUACGAAAAAGAGGACUACGAAAAGCAACGCGAGCACGAUCUGAAGAUCUAUGGGCAAACGAAGCAAGACACUCUGAAAGAGGCUCAAGAGAAGCACAAAGAAGGCCUGGCUCUGAAGCAUCGUCUUAGCAGACUUGUCAAGUACUAUGACUCAUUCAAAGGUCAAAUCACAGAACGUCGUGCUGCAGACUUUGAAAGACUCCGCAAGCGAGCGGAGCGGGAGUUUGAAGAAGAGAAGCGGAAGCGUAUCAAGGCGUAUCAUGAAGAGAAGAUUCGGCAACGCCAGGCCCACGAAGCCGAGGAACGACGCAUCCGUGAUGAGGAAGAGCGGCGACAGCGUGAAGAAGAAGAGAAAGCCAGGGCGGAAGCGGAAAAGAGGAGACUCGCGGCAGAUAGAAGAGCUAAGGCUGAGGCAGACCGUGCCGAACGUGAAGAAGCUGCACGGAAACAAAUGCAACGAGAAGAGGAGGCCGCCGCAAGAAGAGCUGCCCGAAAAGCCCCAGCUGCCGAACCACCCUCCUUCUCUCGCGGACCAAGAGAGGCCCCUCCAAUGGACGCUCGAACCAAUUCUCAAGAAGGACGCACUGCUCCCCGGCUCAACUUGGUCGGCAAAUCUGGCGGAGGUAGCUGGCGUGAACGUCAAGCUGCCAAGGAAGCUGCCGCGGCCGCGGGUCAAGCAUCGCCCCUAGCACAAGCUCCAUCUGCUCAAGAAUCAGCGCCUCAACCUCGCCGCCCUGGUGGCUAUGUUCCUCCUCAUAUGCGCGAAGGUGGUGGCUCUCGUCCAGAGGCUCCUCCUUCGCGCGAUCUCCCUACACGCAACACGUCGUCCUCGCCCGCUAACGGCGCUAGUGGUGGCCGAUAUGUUCCCGUCCACAUGAGAGAUGGGGGACGCAGUUUGUCGCAAGAACGUUCUGGAUCACCUGCGCCAGCCAGUGGUGACGAGGUACCCAGACGACCUUCCGCUAUAACAGGAUCAAGUGGGCGAUACGUGCCUCCGAGCAUGCGAAAUCGUCAACAGUAA